Molecule: messenger RNA, 4148 nt
Organism: Stegostoma tigrinum
Lineage: Eukaryota; Metazoa; Chordata; Chondrichthyes; Orectolobiformes; Stegostomatidae
Gene: macf1b
Product: microtubule actin crosslinking factor 1b
Exons: 27
Coding region: 1-3993 (1330 amino acids)
Biological process (GO): intermediate filament cytoskeleton organization; cytoplasmic microtubule organization; hemidesmosome assembly
Cellular component (GO): cytoplasm; hemidesmosome; intermediate filament
Molecular function (GO): microtubule binding; structural molecule activity; calcium ion binding
Source: RefSeq, a predicted model, not a curated record
AUGGGGAGGAAUUUCUUCUCUCAGAAUGCAGUGAAAUCUGGGGAAUUCUUUACUUUAGACAGCUGUCAAGGCUGGGUCAUGACAGAUGUUAUCAGGAAGGUAAUUGAGGGGAAAAGUCAGGAAAGUGGAGUUGAGGAUGAUCAGGCCCUGCUGCGAACUUUGUGUGAUCAAUGUGAAGCUGUGAGUCUGCAGAACAGAGGGAUCUUGUUGGGAUUGGAGAGAGCCAGUUUUCUGCUCACUCAGUUUUCUGAAACAGACACAGAACUCUGCAGCUGCCUGCAAGAAACACAGUCACAGACAGCACAGCUUCAUCCCAUUGUGAUCGAUGAGCAAAACCUCAGUCAACAGCAGGAGCUCUCACAGGUGAUAUGUGAGGAGAUUGAAACUCUGCAGAACGAUGUGAAGUCACUGAGGAGCCUUGGGGACGGACUGACAGACUCCAUCAGCAGUGAGGACGGGCAGGAGAUGGUGAAACAUCUAGAUGAGCUAGACUCCCUCUACAGGAAUGUAAAUAAGAUCGGGAAGAUCGGGAAAAAAUCUCAUGAUCAGCUCAUUGUGAACCUGCGUGAGGCGCCUCAACAGCAAGAGGCCGUGAAGAGAUUGUGGGAUUGGCUGAUUUCGGCACAGGCAGAAAUUUGCGAUGAUGACACGGAUGGGAUGGAGCUGGAGGCAGUGAACGAGAGGCUGAGCCGAAUGAAGGAAUUAAUGAGUGAUCUCUAUCUGAGGAAGUUGGAGGUGGAGACCCUCACACACCACUCUCAGUCUUUCACUCGCCAAUUGCCAGUUUCUGAGAGAGAGCUGAUUGAGGGCUCCCUCCGGGACUAUCGAGAACGCUGGGAGCAGCUGGAGAGAGAAUUAGUCAGCAAACAGCAUGUAUUGGAGAAGAUGUUGUUAGGCCUUAGACAUUUUCAACCUGCUCUCCAGCAGAUUCUGACAUGGCUGACAACCACCCAGGAGUUACUGGACCAUCAACGGCACCCCAGCAUUGAUCUCCAAGCCUGUGAGAUACAGCUAGCAAAACUUCAGGUUCUUUGGAAUGAUGUGAGAGCACAUGAAAGCACAGUGCAGUCUGUUCACCAGGCUGGCCUUGCACUGCUAAAUCCAAACUCUGGAGAAAAGGUGCACAACCUCUCCCAUAAUCUUCAAGAACUGAAUCAGCGAUGGGAGUGUGUGAAAUAUCAAACUGAACAGCAACUGCUGGAACUGGGGAGAGCUGUGAAUCAGGCACAGGAACUAAACCAGGAGGUACAAGACCUUUUGCUGUGGAUUGAUAAGGUUGAAGCACAACUGUCCACAAAUGGACUUAGUGAAGCAGCCCAGACAGCUCAGGAGAGAGUCCGAGUUCACCUGGAACUGUACAAAGAACUGGAAGCCAAGCAGUGCGCAUAUGACAGUGUUUACACAAUGAUGGAACAAUUCCUCAGUGACUGUGGCAAUUCAAAGAGGUCAAAGACAGAGCACAGCUUCCACACAUUGCACCACAAGUGGAACACAGUUCAUCUGAAAAUGCAGGAAAGAAAAGUGAGAUUGUCUGAACGAGUAAUCUUGGAGACUCAAUUCCAUAGCAACGCCCAGGAGCUGAUUGGCUGGAUGGGGGACACAAUGCAUUUUUUGAAUAAAGCACCAGCACCGAGUUUGAUCCUGGAGUCCAUCACAAAACAGCUCCAGGAGCACCAGCGAAUCAGCAGCGAUGUGACCUUGCACCAUGCACAGCUGAGCAUGCUGGAACAAAGCUCAGAGUCUCUGAGGUACUACAGCAGCAAACAGGAUCACAGUCUCAUCCAGAACGUGAUGGUGACUGUGUGGGAGAACUGGACAAAACUUGCAGAAUGCACCAGCCAACGAGAACAGUCUCUCCAGGAGGCCAGGAAACAUGCUCAGCAGUUCAAUGAGUCCAGGAAGACGCUACGGAGUUGGAUCGAUGAAAUGGAUCAGCGUCUGGAGGCUCAGAAGGGCAUUGCUGUUGACAACAAUGAUAUUAAACAGCAGCUCACCCGUCAUCAGGAAUUACAGAAAGAACUGCGAGGGAGAAAAGCAGAUUAUGAAGUGACACUGAGAAUCGGGCAAGUGCUAAUGGACAAGGCGGAACAUCCGGGAGAUUGUGAAUUGCUGCUGGUGCUAGUGACAGACCUGAUGGAACACUGGAACAGUCUGAAUAGCAAAUCUCUUCAGAGGCAGUCCACGAUUGAAGAAGUUUUACUGAUUUCGGGUAGAUUGACUGAAUCUCUGCAGAUGAUGUUGGACUGGUUGUACAGGGCAGAGGCCACGCUGAAUGAGCAGGCCCGAGUGAAUGGCCACCUCCAAUCUGUCAAAAACUUCAUUGAGAACCACAAAGUCUUUCAGAAAGAGUUGGGUAAACGGGCCAGUUGUGUGAAGGCUCUGAAACGUGCCUUCAGGGAGCUGAACAAAAACACAGGCAUCAACUGUGUCUGGCUGAAAGCUCAGAUGGAAGAACUAAGCAAACAGUGGGAGCAAGUGUGCCAGGUUUCUGUAUCAAAGCAGUCUCUGCUUGAAGCUGCACUGUGUCAGGCUGAACACUUUCAGUCUUUGGUUCAGAAUUUCCUGGGUCGCCUCACACAGACUGAGAGGAAACUAUCAGCUGGACUCAUCCCUGAGGAAGAGCAGGAUCUGCUGGAAUUUGAGCAACGUCACCAGGAAGCUGUCGACAGUCUGGAGUGUGAGUGCAUGGCUCUGGACUCUAUUAUCACUCUUGGGAAUGAGAUCCUGACUUCCUGUGAUCCAGAAUCAGUCGGCAUUAUCCAAUCCUGCAUCGACAUGGUGCAAACACGAUGGGAGGAGGUGAGGAGCUGGGCUCGUUACCAGGCAGAUCGAGUGAAAGCAGCAAUGUUGUCUCUCCGUUUGGAGCAGCAGGAUUUGCAGCAUCUACAGGAAUGGCUGGAGGAAGUAGCAGAGUCACUGAAUUGGAAAGAUCAAGACCCUCUCCCUGAAAACACUGUGCAGCUCGAGGAGCUCCUAACCCAGCACUCAGUUUUAUUGGAUGAAUUGAGGAGAAAAAGAACAGAAAUAGAAAGAAAGACAAAGUUCUUUUCCCAAAAUUUGGAUGAUCAGCAUCAGCUUUUUCAUCAACAGCAUGCCUCACCUGAGCAGGGCCACUGUUUGGGAUCUCAACUCUACCUUCCUCUAAGGGCUGACUCCUCAGAUGCUGUGAGCCCUCUAGUUGCCCACCUCUUGGAAAGGUGGAAGCAGUUGUGGGCACAAGUGUUGGACAGACAGGCCCAACUGCAGGAGAAAGCCCACAGACUUUAUGAGCUCCAAGCGCUGGAGAACUUCAGCUUUAACACAUGGAGGAAGCAAUACAUGCAGUGGAUCAGCAGCAAGAAAUUCCGGGUGCUGGAUAUUUUCCGAUGUAUCGACAAGGAUCAAGAUGGGCGGAUCAGCCAACAGGAAUUUAUACAAAGUGUUCUUGACUCCAAAUUUCCCACCAGCUCCCUGGAGAUGGAAGCAGUUGCUGCAAUUUUUGAUCUGAAUGGGGAUGGAUUCAUUGAUUACUAUGAGUUUGCCAAUGCACUACACCCAAGCAGAGACCAUCACCGAAGAACUGAGGAUGAAGAAAGGAUCGAAGAUGAGGUUUGUCGCCAGGUUGCUGAAUGUAACUGUGCCCAACGUUUCCAGGUGGAACAGAUCAGUGCAAACAGAUACCGGUUUGGUGACUCUCAGCAACUGAGGAUGGUACGGAUUCUCCGCCACACAGUUAUGGUGCGAGUGGGAGGAGGAUGGAGUCCACUUGAUGAGUUCCUCGUGAAGAAUGAUCCUUGCAGAGUAAAAGGCCGGACCAACGUUAAAAUUAAGGAGAAGUACCUGGCACCUGACAGCUAUAGAAUUGGCACGGCGAAAUCAGCUGGGAAUCAGACAUGGCCCCACUCCCAGGAGGGCUCGCCAAUCAGAAAGAACUCGAGUGUAGCUUCCUUCAACUCAGCAUCCAACAGCCCACUACCACAAGAGGAAAUUGAGAGAAGCAUAAAAAAGGAAUGAGGAACUGAUUCCAGAGGCAUCCUUCAUUCUAUGUCUUCACCCUCCACCUCCACAUCCACACUCUCUUCAAUGUUUCUCAAUAAUACUGUGAUUUGAAAAUGACUUUUAAAUUGCACAGGUUAUUUCACAUUGAUGUGUAGGUGAGGAAAAUGCAA